Messenger RNA from Trypanosoma rangeli, 528 nucleotides. Its product is annotated as surface glycoprotein. The annotation marks the transcript as partial. NCBI's taxonomy places the organism in Eukaryota, Euglenozoa, Kinetoplastea, Trypanosomatida, Trypanosomatidae. The record is from RefSeq and is a predicted model, not a curated record. The transcript has a single exon. Gene Ontology annotation, molecular function: exo-alpha-sialidase activity.
GUGACGAUUCAUAAGACUCCGAACGAGGGCGCUCCUCUGCUGGGUGCGGGCCUGAAUGACAAGGAAAACAUGACGUUUGUGGGGCUGUCGUACACCACGGAGAAACAGUGGGUAACAGUCUUCGACGGCGCCACGAGAAUAAUGCGCAACAGCACUUGGGAGCCGGGGAAGGAGUACAAAGUGGCGCUCAUGCUGCAGUACAACAAGGGCUCCGUGUACGUGGACGGCGUGCUCGUGGGGAAUACUAACAAACUACCAACCCUUAAGUCACGGAGGCAUGAUAUCUCUCAUUUUCACUUUGGUGGCGGCGAAGACACCAGUGUGACAGUAAAUAACGUCUUUUUGUACAGCCGUCAGCUAAGUGAAGAUGAACUCAAAGCAGGUGACAGCUCACAUGUAUCCGAGCAACGUGCAGGUGACGGCGCACAUGCAUCCGAGCAACGUGCAGGCGACAGCUCCACGCGUGCGGACGUGUCUCGGCUGCUUCUGCUGCUAUUGGGGCUGUGGGGCUUUGCGGUCCUUUGCUGA